GUCUAUAUAGACACAGCAACGUUAAUCGAUGUGCACAAGGGGGUUUGUUUGUUGUGUUUAGUUUGUGCAAAAGUUCCUUUUGACCCAGAAAUGGAUCCACCUCCGCAUAAACGACCACGAAUGGGGCUGUUACCUCAGACUCAGCCUCAGUUAGGCUUGAACAAUCUUGAGGCUUUGGGCGUCCUUCCACGUUUUCCUAUUCUGAACCUCGACCACUUGGCCGCCCUUCAACUCGCCCUUUUUCUGCCGUCAAGACUCGGUCCGACCGUGCUAGCGCCGGUCAGGACGGUAAGGAGUAAAAAACCGGUCGCUGCCGUACCGCAACCCAGCGGCGGCUUCGUUUCGUCCAUUCAAGCGAAGAGUCCGGCGAACGUUUCGCCUACUCCACCGAAAAAAACGGCAGACGAUGAAGGUUUUACCAUGACGUUGUCUACAGCGGCUUACAAUUACAUCUCAAAAAGUGACGGUGUAUACUUCAGAAAUCUGGUGGCGCAGCAUCUCCACGUUGUCGCGACUCUCGACAAUCCCAACGCGGACACGCUGCCCACGUGCAAGCUGAAGGGCCCCCAUGGCAAUUUGGAGAAGGCGAAGAACGCCAUCCAAAACUUCUGCGACCAACACACAGGACUUAGACGACAACUCAAAAAACGAUCGCUUAUACCAAUUUUCGAUAGAGAAUUUACCGGUCUCACCACUGUCCAAAAGAAUUUGGAUUCCCUAAGCUCUACCGGCCAUUUUUGGUUCUAUAAGGCAAUUCUGCUGCACGAGUGCAUCGCUCACACUAUCGCCUCAAUUAAAGAUUGCACCGAGUGCGAAUACCAAAGUUGCGAAGAGAGACUGAAGGAAAGCUACGCGAAGCUGAACACCAUUCUAAUUGUCAAAUUGCAAGACGACGAGGAAGCCGGACGUCACAUGGAGAUCUUGAGACAGUUCCUCGAUCGCGACUUUGACGACGUCAAGCGGUCGUUUAACCACGUCUUCAAUAGCGAUCGACGAAUUUUUCCCGAUUACGACGAGCUAAUGACGCAACUCGCGAACGCCACGACCGAAGAAUUUAGGAAUCCGAAAAUUUUGCUGAGGAAGAUAUGCAGAAUGUGCAGGACGUGCGACUGGGCCGAUGACGGCAGGAAGAUGUUCUGUAGGUACGCGAGGAUAGUCAUUCAUAAUUAUCAAAGCGAGGAUGUUAAUAUAUUUAGGAGCGAAUUUCUGAAGAUUUUCCAACGUUACAUUUUACAAAUUAGAAAACACGGAAAAGUGCAAGAGACGACGUGUCCGUCUACUGAAUAGUGAUGUGCACGAUGUGAACGUUGCGGUAUUCUUUGCAACAGAUUGUAUGUACUAUA
Messenger RNA from Photinus pyralis (common eastern firefly), 1343 nucleotides. RefSeq lists its product as uncharacterized. NCBI's taxonomy places the organism in Eukaryota, Metazoa, Arthropoda, Insecta, Coleoptera, Lampyridae. Bases 91 to 1287 code for a protein of 398 amino acids. The record is from RefSeq and is a predicted model, not a curated record. The transcript is spliced from 2 exons.